Messenger RNA from Osmia lignaria (orchard mason bee), 2205 nucleotides. RefSeq names its product GDP dissociation inhibitor (gene Gdi). Gene Ontology annotation, biological process: protein transport; vesicle-mediated transport; small GTPase-mediated signal transduction. Lineage: Eukaryota; Metazoa; Arthropoda; Insecta; Hymenoptera; Megachilidae. The record is from RefSeq and is a predicted model, not a curated record. Gene Ontology annotation, molecular function: Rab GDP-dissociation inhibitor activity. Gene Ontology annotation, cellular component: cytoplasm.
GUGCAGGAAAAAUCAUAAAGUAAUAUGAAUAUUAUUGCAAGUAAGAUAACGGGAUAACGUGCCUUCUGAACUGUUCAGAAAUGAAAAUGAUAACGCGUCAACGUGAUUGCGCUUCUGGCUCAGAGGAGACAGUUAUCGUGUGUGUCCGGCUCCACUCAAUAAAUUGUAACACGCAUCUAAACUUAUCUAUCCAUUUUGUUCAAUUGCGUUCGAUCUACUGUAAAAGCGAAUGAUAAAAUAUUACAUACAAUAUUUUUAUCCCACUAUUUACUUUACGCGGUGGUUAAAAAAGAAAAAAAAUCAAUGAGUCCUACUUUGACCGGCUGUAAAGUAGUGUAAACAUGUAAUCACCAGAUGCACCAGUGUACAUUUGAAAUUCAUUUUGUUAACUGUACCGUGAUAGAAAGUGAAUAAAAAUUAUCGGUACGGUGUUUAAAUGCAACCGUGAAGAUUAUCUUGAACCGUUAUAAAACGAGAAAUAUUAUAAUAAUUGUAUUUGAAAUUCAAAGCCCCGCCACCGGAUGAAAGUUAUGGCCGCGGUCGAGACUGGAACGUUGAUUUGAUUCCAAAGUUUCUGAUGGCCAAUGGUUUGCUAGUGAAGCUAUUAAUCCACACCGGUGUAACGAGAUAUUUAGAAUUCAAAUGCGUCGAGGGAUCGUACGUUUACAAGUCUGGAAAGAUCUCAAAGGUGCCGAUCGAUCAACAGGAAGCGUUGUCCAGCGAUCUGAUGGGCCUUUUUGAGAAAAGACGUUUCCGUAGCUUCCUUAUAUGGGUGCAGAAUAUGCAGGAAGACGAUCCGAAGACUUGGGAUGGUUUCGAUCCGUUUAAUAAUAACAUGAGCGCUUUGUACAAUAAGUUUGGUCUCGAUAAAAAUACUCAGGAUUUCACUGGACACGCGCUAGCACUUUAUAGGGACGACCACUAUAUUAGCCAAAGCGCGAUUACUACUAUAAGGAGGAUUAAAUUGUAUAGCGAUAGUUUAGCACGUUACGGGAAAUCACCGUAUCUCUAUCCUAUGUACGGUUUGGGUGAACUUCCUCAAGGCUUCGCGCGACUUAGCGCCAUUUACGGUGGAACGUACAUGUUGGACAAACCGAUCGACGAAAUCGUAGUAAAAGAUGGAAAGGUUGUUGGUGUACGUUCUGGCGAUGAAAUAGCUCAAUGCAAACAAGUAUUUUGUGAUCCCACAUAUGUACCUGAUCGCGUUAGAAAAGUAGGUCAGGUUAUAAGAUGCAUUUGCCUGUUAGACCAUCCGAUACCAAGCACAGGGGAUGCUCUUUCAACGCAAAUUAUUAUUCCUCAAAAACAAGUUAAUCGUAAUUCCGAUAUCUACGUAUCGUUAGUGUCUCAUACUCACCAAGUAGCGGCAAAAGGAUGGUUCAUAGCCAUGGUGUCUACAACCGUUGAAACGGACAAUCCGGAAGCCGAAAUAAAACCAGGCUUGAAUCUUCUUGGACCCAUUAGACAAAAGUUCAUAUCAGUCUCCGAUUACAUGGAACCGACAGACAAUGGUCUAGAAAGUCAAAUAUUCAUAUCAACGAGUUACGACGCGACAACGCAUUUUGAAACUACUUGCUUAGAUGUAUUGGAUAUAUUUAAACGUGCUACCGGGGAAGAAUUUGAUUUUAACAAAGUCAAGCAAGACCUAGGCGACGAAGACCAGUAACCAUAAGACAGUUACGUUCAUUGGUCAUUUUCUAAACUAGUUCAUCCUGAAUUUAAAAGAAAAAAGAAAACAAACGCGAGUGAGCAAUGUAAUUCGAUGCGUAAAUCGACUACGUCGGUAUUUAUCUCUGAGUCUCGAGGCAGAUGCGAUCUGCUGGUAGACUCAUGCCUAAUAAUAUUAGAUUCUCUUUAACAGAGAAUACCCACAGAACAUUAUGCGAAAUUUAUUUUUCAAAUUUGUCUCAAUCUUGUUCUACGAACUGCCCUUUUUUACAUUUUUGUCCUGGAAUACGUGUGUACCGCCAUUUUCACGAAAAUUGAUAUUAGAACUUGUACCGUUCGUCGUUUGAAUAUUUUUGAUCGAUUUUGAACGAGUCAAAAAAAAAGAAAAAAAGAUACAAUUUACAAUACGAUUUGAGUGUAUCUAUGCAUUAAUCGUCAUUGGCGUGUUUUUUUUUAUCUCGGAGUAAACACGACAAACGGCGAUUACUGUGACUUUAUAAAUGUAUUAUAUUUUAACUAUCAUUAUUAAAAAAAAAA